Messenger RNA from Macaca mulatta (Rhesus monkey), 4992 nucleotides. It is a transcript of the gene PM20D2, whose product is annotated as peptidase M20 domain containing 2. The record is from RefSeq and is a predicted model, not a curated record. Gene Ontology annotation, molecular function: dipeptidase activity. Lineage: Eukaryota; Metazoa; Chordata; Mammalia; Primates; Cercopithecidae.
GGAGGCGGCGCCUCGGGAGCUGUGUGGUGGGCGGCGGGCGGGCGUGCUCCGCCGGGGUCUUGGAGGCCGCUGGGCGCGUGCGCGGGCGGUAGCUACCUGCAGCCGAGCGAGGGAGCGAGAGGGCACCGAGAGCAGCUGGCUCGAGCAGCAUGAGGCCAGGAGUGGAGCGGUCCGUGGAAGGGGGCGCAUACGAUGGCAGCUCCGAGCUGGAGCUACUGAAGCUGCGCGCGGCGGAGUGCAUCGACAAGGCGGCCGAGCGGCUGGGGGCCCUGAGUCGCGCGAUCUGGAGCCAGCCCGAGCUGGCCUACGAGGAGCACCAUGCCCACCGCGUGCUGACGCACUUCUUCGAGCGGGAGCCGCCAGCCGCCUCCUGGGCAGUGCAGCCGCAUUACCAGCUGCCCACGGCCUUCCGCGCCGAGUGGGAGCCGCCGGAGGCCCGGGCGCCGAGCGCCGCGCCACGCCCGCUGCACCUGGGCUUCCUCUGCGAGUACGACGCGCUGCCUGGCAUCGGCCACGCCUGCGGCCACAACCUCAUCGCCGAGGUCGGGGCGGCGGCCGCGCUGGGCGUGAGGGGGGCCCUGGAGGGCCUCCCCAGGCCGCCUCCGCCCGUGAAGGUAAUUGUCCUGGGAACCCCUGCAGAAGAAGAUGGUGGUGGCAAAAUUGAUUUAAUUGAAGCAGGGGCUUUUACAAAUCUUGAUGUUGUUUUUAUGGCCCAUCCAUCACAAGAGAAUGCUGCUUAUCUACCAGAUAUGGCUGAACAUGAUGUGACUGUGAAAUACUAUGGAAAAGCAUCUCAUUCUGCUGCUUAUCCCUGGGAAGGAUUAAAUGCAUUGGAUGCUGCUGUGCUGGCCUAUAACAAUCUGUCUGUGUUCAGACAGCAAAUGAAACCAACCUGGAGAGUUCAUGGUAUAAUAAAAAAUGGUGGUGUAAAACCCAAUAUCAUUCCCUCUUAUUCUGAAUUAAUCUAUUACUUCCGUGCACCUUCAAUGAAAGAACUUCAAGUUUUGACCAAAAAGGCAGAAGAUUGCUUCAGAGCUGCAGCUUUGGCUUCAGGGUGCACAGUGGAAAUUAAAAGUGGAGCACAUGAUUAUUACAAUGUCCUUCCCAAUAAGAGCCUGUGGAAAGCCUAUAUGGAAAAUGGAAGAAAACUAGGAAUAGAAUUCAUUUCAGAAGAUAAAAUGUUGAAUGGCCCUUCAGGAUCUACAGAUUUUGGAAAUGUUACUUUUGUGGUUCCUGGAAUUCAUCCAUAUUUUCACAUUGGAUCUAAUGCCUUGAAUCACACUGAACAGUACACUGAAGCUGCUGGGUCACAGGAAGCUCAGUUCUACACUUUGCGGACGGCCAAAGCCCUGGCAAUGACAGCACUGGAUGUUAUUUUUAAACCAGAGUUACUGGAAAGAAUCAGAGAGGACUUUAAACUGAAACUUCAAGAAGAACAGUUUGUAAAUGCAGUAGAAUAGAAGGAAGACUUAGGGACCGCUUAUAAAUCAAGAAGAUGUGAUGAUUUUUUUCUUUUAAUCUCUUUUAAUGAAGGCAUGCUUGUUUUUUAAUCUUAAAGGAGGUCAAAUUCUUUUUACCUGAUAAGUGAAGACAGGGUGUGGAGAAAACAUAUUACCUCAUAUCUGAAGUGAAAAUUUUUGCAAAUCUACUCGAUGGGAUUAUGAUAUUACAGGAGCUGAUAUGUGAUGCCAUUUCUUUUCUUUCCCCCCACAACCACUCACCUUCACAGUAGUGAUACCAUUUCUUAAACUACCUGGAGGAUACAUGGCAUCAUUUUAAUAAAAUAUUUUAAUAAAUCUUUUUAUAAGCCUUACAUGUUGUCUGUAUUUUUAAAAGCUUAAGAGAUUUCAAACCUUGUAUUCAGAAUUGACACCUAUGAGAGUGUUUUGUGGUAUAGGGUGGUAAACUUGUUCUCUAAUCGUGUAUUAUUCCUCUACCAGAUUGUAUAUUUGAAGCCAGUAUCUUUCUUUUUUUUUUUUAAGACAGAGUCUCGCUCUGUUGCCUAGGCUGAAGUAUAGUAACAUGAUCUCGGCUCACUGCAACCUCUGCCUCCCAGAUUCAAGUGAUUGUCUUGCCUCAGCCUCCCGAGUAGCUGGGAUUACAGGUGUGUGGCGCCAUGCCCAGCUAAUUUUUGUAUUUUCAGUAGAGACAGCAUUUCACCAUGUUGGCCAGGCUGGUCUCGAACUCCUGACCUCAGGUGAUGCACCCGCCUUGGCCUCCUGAAGUGCUGGGAUUACAGGCAUGAGCCACCACACCCGGCCUGCCAAUGUCUUUUUAAUACACACGUGUGUUGGUAUUUUUAAAUUGUUACAGUGUCUAGCAUAUUGCUUACUCUGAAUAUUCAGUACUUUUUGAUUAAGCAAAUAUUGCUUCCUUGCUUGGAAUCAUCAAAGUUUAAAGUAGCUUCGUGGAUGGACCAUGAUCCUAAGAUGAGUUUUAAUUGUGAUUAUAGUCAUCUCUUGUACAGCCUGGAGAAGAAAAGAUAUACUUACUACUUUGCUUUGGGUACACAUAAGAAAACCUCUUUUUAAAAAAACUUUUUAUUUUUUUACAUAAUAGAGACAGGGGCUCACUAUAUCUUCCAGGCUGGUCUCAAACUCCUGGGCUCAAGCAAUCCUCCUGUCUUGGCCUCCCAAAGUGUUGGGAUUUCAGGUAUGAGACACCACACCUGCCCAUUUUUGUUUUGUUUUUUAAUGGGCAGGUUCUUGCUCUGUUUCCCAGGCUGGAGUGCAGUGGUGUAAUCACAGCGCACUGCAGCCUCGAACUCCUGGAGUCAAGCAGUCCUCCUACCUCAACCUCUUAAAGCACUGGGAUUACAGGCUUGAGGCACUGCACCUGGCCCUGACUCAUUUUUUAAAAAGGUUAGGCUGACUUAGUGCAAAGUUUAAAAUUAUACGAUUCUUUUUUUUUUUUUUUUUUUUUUUUUGAGACGGAGUCUCACUCUGUCGCCCAGGCUGGAGUGCAGUGGCCGGAUCUCAGCUCACUGCAAGCUCCGCCUCCCAGGUUUACGCCAUUCUCCUGCCUCAGCCUCCCGAGUAGCUGGGACUACAGGGGCCCGCCACCUCGCCCAGCUAGUUUUUUUGUAUUUUUUUUAGCAGAGGCGGGGUUUCACCGGGAAAAUUAUACGAUUCUUAAAAUGCGGAAUUAGUUUCUAACCUAAACUAGAGGUAUAGGUGGACCUGCUUGAGAUAUCUUUUGUUUUUAUGGAACAUUUUUAUUACACGCCUUUAUAGUUUUUCAUUGUUCAUGCCCUGUACUGAAACCUUUUUCUCAAAUACCAACUCUUGGCUGUGUUGAAUUUAUAGACUUUAAAAGAUAUUAUCUAAAUUAAUGGUUUAAAUAUACAAAUUGAGAAUAUUUUCUUUUUAGUGGUAAUUUUAAAAGCGGGCCUUAAUAUGGGACCUGCUUUUAAAGUAAAAUAAUUAUGUGGUACUAUGAAUUACUAAAUUGCUAUAUACCAUGUAAUAGUGAGUAUAGCUAAUAUUUAGUAUGCCUUUUAAAAAUUUUGGACUGCCUUUCAGUUUUAACAAAUUCUCCACAUUAUGUGAACUACUCAAGAAAUUUUCCCUUUUUAAUUGUCUCUAUAACACUCAUAAGAGCUAGGGCAUUAGGAUAAACUAGAAUAUUUUAUGUUUAUGAAUACUUGUAUAUACUUAAAAGUGUUUUGAUCUCCCACAAUUUCCCAAAGGAAUGUUUAUUUAUUAAGAGUUGUGUUGAUAUUUUAACUGUUACAAUUUCAGCAGUUGAGUUCAGUGAACAUUGGUUGAGGAGUGCAUAUUUCUAAGCACUGGGUGUAAGAAGGAAAGACACUGCAAGAGGAAGAACUAAGAUUAACAUAAUUUCUUUGGUUUUUCUAUUGCUUGUUAUGUAAAAACUGGGUGGCAGUUCAGAAGGAAGAUUGUUGUAACAGAAGAGUGACAACCAAGAAUUUUUUGAUCAUUAAAUCAGAUUUUGUAAACAGUGGCAGGAACAUGGACUUAAAACAAGGCUUGCUUAUUUGGUUUUGUCAAAAUUUUAUGAAAAUAUGUGAUAUAUAUUUAUACUAAAACUAUAUAAUCCUUAGAUUUAGAAAAGCAAUCAGUUAAUGUCUUUAGCACACUAAAGCAGUGUUAAACACAGGUACAAAUUGGAAAUUGUAGAAAACUGAAAGAAAACAAAAGACAAAAUGUGUGUGGUAGGGAAUUAAAGAGUUUAAGAUAUUAUGUAAAAUUACGUGUAUUUUCUUCUCUUUUACAUAAAUCAUUUGUGAAAAGUGUGCUCAACUUUUUUACAAGAGUGAUAUUAAUUAGGAUUUGUUUUUCAAUAUAAUUUGGAGACCCUUGGUUAUCCAAAUAAAAAUGAUGAGUCUCUGUGCCUGUUAAAAAAAAAAAAAAAAGAAAAGACACUGUGUGUGCCCCAGAAAGCUUGUGGUGGGUAGUAAGUUCUCACGAGAUUUAUUCAUCUGAGCAACGCUGGGACUGAGGGAACAUCUGAAAGCUACCAUCUUGAAAAUUUUUGAGGAAGUGUUUCUGAAAUAUUUAAAAAUACUUCAGUCACUUUAGUCAUUUUGAAAAGCAGAAAUUGAUGCAAAAAGUUUUUUUUUUUAAGGAUGAUUGUCUAAUUUUGUAAUAUGUUCUUUUUUAAAAACCUGUCUGAUGGUGUUUUAUACAUUUCUAACUUUUUACCUGAAUUACCUCUUUAGUCUUUUGGAAAAUAUCCUACAUAAGACUAACCUUUAAAACUAUCAGAUUUUUGUUGUAAGAUAAAUGUUAUCUUUGUACUAGAUAGCAACCCUUUAUAAGGUUGUAAGGUAUGAUAAACUGCUUCUUUAUUACAUACUUCAUAGCAAGCAUUUUGCAGUCCAAUUAUAUAGUUGAGGAUGGUGUAUUUUGGUAUAUAUGAAAAUAUUUUCAAGUAAGCAGUCUACUACCAUCAGAUUAUAAGCUUUUUUGUAAUAUUUUAAUAGGUACAUAAAAUAUGUAUGAAAAAUCUAUAAUAAACAUGUUUAUCUGA